UUCUUCUGAGGGGAAACCUCAUUCCUGCUUAUCCCAACCCCUCAGACCAAGCAGGAUAUGCCCACAAAUUUCAAUUUUUUGGCCUUUUUCCCCUCAGGCCUGGCUCCAUGGCAGAGCAGGAGAGGCUGUGGCAUCUCUUGAGGCUGGUCCAGGAGGGAAACCUGGAUGUGCUACAGGAUUUGUGGAUUUCCUGAGGGAAAAAUUCCCAUUUUUCUGGGGGCCUGGCUCCAUGGCGGAGCAGGAGAGGCUGCGGCGCCUCCUCAGGCUGGUCCAGGAGGGAAAGCUGGAUCUCCUACGGGAUGAGCUGAGGCUGGAUGAGAUUCCAGAGGCUCUCAGCUGGCGCUGGGGAUGUUUGGGAGACUCCCUGCUGCACCACGCGGCUCGGUCGGGGCACCGGGAUGUGCUGGAAUUCCUGAUCCAGGAGAUCGGGAUGGACCCGGAGGUGGCCAACGGGGACUACAAGAGACCCAUCCAUGAGGCUGCUUCCAUGGGACACCAGGAAUGUGUGUCCUUCCUCCUGGAGAGAGGGGCCAGCGUGGACUGCUUGAAAAAGGGGGACUGGACUCCCCUGAUGAUGGCUUGCACCAGGAAAAACUUGGAAGUGAUCAAAACUCUGGUGGAGCACGGAGCCAAUCCCUUGUUGAGGAAUAAGGAUGGCUGGAAUUGCUUCCACAUUGCCAGCAGGGAAGGGCAUCCCGAGGUUCUCCGGUUCCUGCUGGAUGUGUUCCCAAACUGCUGGGACACGGAGAGCACCACGGGGAGAACUCCUCUGCACACAGCAGCAAUGCACGGCUGUUCCCAGGUCGUGGAGCUUCUCCUGGAGCGGUGCCAGUACCAGCCUGACAGCAGGGACAGCUGUGGGGUCACUCCCUUCAUGGACGCUCUCCAGAACGGACACGUCGGCAUCGCCCGGCUGCUCCUGGAAAAACACCAGGCCUGUCCCACAGCUGUGGAUGCCCUGGGUGCUCAGGCCCUGCACAGAGCAGCUGUGACAGCCCAGGAUGGAUCCAUCCAGUUCCUGGUGUCCGAGCUGGGCGUGGAUGUCAACGGGAGAGCGACGUCCCUGCGGCUGCCAGCCCUGCACUACGCUGCCAAGAACCAUCCGUGCCAUUCCCUGGGAAUGCUGGCUCCAUCCAGCCGUGCCCGCUCCCACAAAGGAGCCCUUUCUCCCGUUUUCCCGGCCUCCUGCUCCCAGGAUCCACAUCCAAAGCCCUUCUGGUUGCCAAGGGAAGGACAUGGACAAACCAUCCAGACCCUGCUGUCCCUCGGUGCUGAUAUCCAGGCUAAGGAUGGGAAGGGCCGUUCUGGUGAGAAUUCCAAGCUGUUUUUCCAAGCUUUAUGUGGCACCUGGAGCUUCCACGAGCGCGUCCCAACCUCUGCAUGCAGGGGAGAUGCCAAAUCCAUGGAUAUAUUUGCUCUGGGAGCAACACCAUGGAUCCAUCCCAGGGGUUUUUUUGGGCAUUUUGCAUUCCCUGGCUUCCAAUUUACUGGAAUUUCUGCUGGAGCUUUUCCCUGGGAGGGGCUGGGGGAAGAACAGAGACACAAAUUGGGAAUUCUCUGCUUAUUUUUCACCUGAGGAGCUCCAAUGCCGCCUCCUCCCGCUGAAAUUUCUCUGGAAUGAUCCUGUUGGAAGCAGCUUGGAUGGACAAACACAUGGAUCGAGCUCUCCAACCUCAAUUCCUCAGCAAAUCAGCCUGGAAAUGGCUGAUGAGCAAAUAAUACCAGGGAGCUGGCACGGAAAUAGAGUUGCUAUAGCGAUGCCGGAGAGUCGGCAUUCCCAGCGGGAAAAGCUCAGGCAAGCUCUUGCAUCAGCAUCUCCCAAAAAAAACCCCAAAAACCAAAAAAAAAAAAACCCUAAAAAAUUUAAAAAUUUGGGAAAAAAAAAAUGGACAAAUGGUUUCAGCCACUGGGGAAUUGCCCAGCCCUGGGGUUUGGUGAAAGGUUUUAGCGGAGCCGCCUCUCCCUCCGCCCCCUCUGGGAUUAAAUCCGAGCUCUGCUGAGCUCAUCCAGCCCUGGGAUGUUUUUUCCUGUUGCUUCUCCUUGGGUCACUGCGUCCUUGGGAAGCUUCUCAUCCACAGCAGGAUUAUCCAGAGGGAUCAGGAAGCCUCGUUUGGAUUACAGGGAGAUUGUUAACAGUGAGGGUGGGGAAGAGCUGGGUUGGAAUUCCCAGAGCAGCUGUGGCUGCCUCUGGAUCCCGGGAAUGGCCAAGGAAGGGUUGGAGCAGCCUGGGAUGGUGGGAGGUGUCCCUGGAAUGAGCUCUGAGCUCCCUUCCCAUCCCAAAGCAUUCCGGGAUUCUGGGAUUUGGGAGGCUCCGAAUCCAUCUGGAGGGAUUUUUCUGGGA
This is a messenger RNA of Poecile atricapillus (Black-capped chickadee), 2341 nucleotides long. RefSeq names its product ankyrin repeat domain-containing protein 16-like. Gene Ontology annotation, cellular component: synapse; membrane; axon initial segment. The record is from RefSeq and is a predicted model, not a curated record. Lineage: Eukaryota; Metazoa; Chordata; Aves; Passeriformes; Paridae. The transcript has 8 exons. Gene Ontology annotation, molecular function: transmembrane transporter binding. Gene Ontology annotation, biological process: neuronal action potential; negative regulation of delayed rectifier potassium channel activity. The coding region runs from base 230 to 1576 and encodes 448 amino acids.